AUAAACGACCUAGGGACCCAUCGACGACACGUAAAGCCCUAAUACAAUCAAUCAGCUGAAGAACUCAAAACCACAGUCCAUAGCAGCUUCUUCUUCCACUUUGCCGCAACAACCACCUUCCGACACGGUUCUCCACCACCCUUCAACCUUCUGUGAGUGCUUAACUCUCUUAUUAUUAACUUCCUCAAUCCACACACACUCUUUCAAAUUCAAAACAAACCAAAAAUCACAACACCAUGUCCAAUAAUCAAAACACCCCCUCUAACCCUAAACCUCCACCCAAUUUCCCAAACCCCCAAAUGGGUGUUGCUGGAAAUUAUCAAAAUCAAAACAUGAUGCAACCCUUUAUGCCAAACAUGCAACAACCAUCCCCCUAUACGAAUCCCCCAAAUCAGUUACACAUGCCUCCUCAUAUGCCCGGUUUUGCUCCUCAAAAUAAUGCAAAUUACAAUCCAAUGUUUCCUGUUUAUGGACAAGGACAACCACCUCCAAUGAAUUUCUCUCAAAUUCAAGGACAAAUUUUAGCUCAAAAUAUUAUGACUUUGCUUCAGCAACCUAAUAUGAACAUGAAUAUGAGUAUGCCUGCACAAUUUUCUGCACCAUAUCCAAUGCAGAAUAUGAACCAACAGUUACCUAUGCAAAUGCAGAGACAAAACCCUUCUCAACCUGUUCCAUAUGGUAUGCAUCCUGUUCAACAACAACCUAUGUUUGGGUUUCCUCCUAACCAACUGCCUCCUCAUCCUAUGGUCCCUCAAAAUCCAACGUUUUCUGGAAAUUCUCAGUUUGGUGUUGUGCCUGGAAAUCAAGUCAGGCCACCGAUUGCCCCAAAUCCGGCAGCCGGGAACCCAAAUGGUUUUGUAUCAGGUCCUUUUCCAUCUCAGCAGUUACAAGGGAAUAGUUCUGUGCCACAUAAUACAAACAAUGCUCAAAGUUCUGCAUUUAGGAAUUCACAUUCACAGGAAAAUCCUAAUAGCAAUGUCAACACUAAUUUUGCAAACUCUAACUGGAAAGGAUCGCCAAACAAUAACUUCAAAAACAAACAAAAUAGAGGGGGAUCUCAAGGAGGGUUCCAGAAGUCUAAAUUUCGUGAUAACAACAAAGGAAACAGGAGAGCAGGGUUUUCAAAAGAUCGUAAGGGUAGAGGUCUCAACAAUGAGAGAGCAGGAACUUUUGGUUUAAAUUCUGAGGAACAUCAGCAGCAACCACAAAGAUCCUAUUCUGCGACUUAUUCUGAGCAAGAAAUUCUACGAUGGCGUGACGCACGGAGGAAGAAUCACCCUUCCAGAGAAAAAAAUGAGAAGACGCAGAGUGAACAAUCGAAAGACUCCAAGUGCAUUGAUAGAGAGGUUUUACAAAGAGAGCUCAAAGAGGUUUUAGCAAAGCAAGCUGAGUUGGGAGUUGAAGUUGCCGAAAUACCUUCAUACUAUCUGAAGAAUGCUGCAAAUCAAGGCCUUCAGAGUGAAGAGAAUGAAACCCCAUUUACCAACAAAAGAAAAUUCAAAAACAAGGCAAGAAGGAAUCCAAACAAAAGGCGUCGGAACGGCAAGAAGCAGAAGCUGGCUGACAAAGAUUUUUUAGAAAACAAGAAGAAGCCAACUUUAUUACAGAAACUCUUGAGUGCAGAUAUAGUGAGGGAUCAAAGCUACCUGUUUCAGGUUUUCAGGUUCAUGACAGCGAAUUCGUUCUUGAAGGAUUAUCCUGAUAAGCCUCUGGUAUAUCCACCAGUUUUGGUAAAAGAAAUGGGGUCUGAAGUUUAUGAUGGAAAAAAACAUUUGCAUGGCGGAAAAGAUGUUGUUGAAGAUGGUACCAAGGGAAUAGUUGAAAAAUUUGUAAAGGAUAGUGGUAAUGAAGUUGAAGAAAGUGAUGAUGAUGGUGAUAAUGGAGAUGGAAUGGUUGAGUUUGAGGAAGAGGAGGGGGAAAUUUUAGAGUAAAACAUGAUGUUUGGUUUAUGUUGUUAUUUCAACAAAGCUUUUGAAUAGGAAUGAUUGUAAUGUUGUGUUAAACCAUUUUUGUUUCCAUCAUUGUUUUAACAUUAUGCAUAUGUUAUUACAGUGUAGAGGGGCAUCUUUGUUUCCAUCAUUGAAGAUAGUUAUUGAGAAUUUAUAUGAUCAUGUAGUUGGAUA
Lathyrus oleraceus (garden pea) is the source of this 2123-nucleotide messenger RNA. RefSeq lists its product as uncharacterized. Gene Ontology annotation, biological process: box C/D snoRNP assembly. Gene Ontology annotation, molecular function: RNA binding. Bases 237 to 1931 code for a protein of 564 amino acids. The transcript has 7 exons. The record is from RefSeq and is a predicted model, not a curated record. Gene Ontology annotation, cellular component: nucleus. NCBI's taxonomy places the organism in Eukaryota, Viridiplantae, Streptophyta, Magnoliopsida, Fabales, Fabaceae.